Messenger RNA from Dryobates pubescens (Downy woodpecker), 4014 nucleotides. RefSeq names its product protein O-GlcNAcase-like. Gene Ontology annotation, molecular function: beta-N-acetylglucosaminidase activity. Lineage: Eukaryota; Metazoa; Chordata; Aves; Piciformes; Picidae. The transcript has 19 exons. The record is from RefSeq and is a predicted model, not a curated record. Gene Ontology annotation, biological process: glycoprotein metabolic process. Bases 68 to 3412 code for a protein of 1114 amino acids.
GCAUCCCUCCGCGCAUCCCCGCACCUCUCACCCGCCCCAGCAUCGCAUCCCUCUGCACUGCGCGGGUAUGGCGGGGCGGCCGCACAUCCUCUGCGGCGUGGUGGAAGGUUUCUAUGGGAGACCAUGGUCCAUGGAACAGAGGAAACUUCUCUUUCAAUGGAUGAGUCGCUGGGGGCUGAACUGCUACAUGUAUGCACCCAAGGAUGAGCUGAAGCACCGGCUGCUCUGGAGAGAGCCCUACACAGAGCACGAGGCAGCCUGCAUGCAGUCCCUCAUCAAAGCUGCCCAAGAGCAGGGUGUGGAGUUUGUUUUUGCCAUUUCUGCUGGCCAGGACAUGGUGUUUUCCAGUGCUGGGGAUCGGCUCCUGCUGCAGCAAAAACUCAGGCAGGUGGCUGCCAUGGGAUGCCACUCCUUUGCACUGCUCUUUGACGACAUCGACCCCUACAUGUGCCAAGCUGACAGAGAUGUCUUCCCCUCCCUGGCGAAGGCUCAGGCCUCUGUGGCCAAUGAGGUGUACCAGCAGCUGGGCCAACCCUCCAUCUUCCUCUUCUGCCCUACAGAGUACUGCAGCUCCCUCUGCACUCCCAGUCCCAGCCAGUCCUGUUACCUGCUGACCAUCGGGCAGGAGCUGCUCCCAGGGAUUGGUGUCAUCUGGACAGGCCCGAAGGUGGUGUCACAGGAGCUCUCUGCCACGUUGCUGGAGGAGGUGGAGGGUGUCCUGCAGCGCCGUCCUGUCAUCUGGGACAACCUGUAUGCCAACGACUAUGACUGCAGACGUGUCUUCCUGGGACCCUACACGGGACGUGCUGCUGGACUCAUGCCCAGGCUCCAUGGACUGCUCAUUAACCCCAACUGUGAGCUCCAGGCCAACUUCAUCCCCAUGCACACACUGGGCAGCUGGUUUCGGAGUGAGCUGGGGAGCUGUGCCCACCCUGACUGUGCAGGGGCAGAGACUGCAGCAGUUCUGGGUGACAGUCAUGACCCACGGGAGGGGAGCUACAGCCCCCAGGAGGCUUUGGAGCUGGCGCUGUGUGACUGGGUGGCUGAGAUACACCGACAGGCCUUGGAGCCAGGAGGAAGAACCCCAGGACACCCCAGUGUCAGUCUCAAGGGAGGAAUGAGACUGCAACCUGGCAUGGCAGGAGGACAGGAAAUCAUGCCUGAAUCCCAGUCCCAUGACUCUGUUCCUAGUGGGAAGGACCAGAACGGCCCUGAGCCCUGCAGCCUGGCACCAGGGGAGGGAAAGAGGAAGGUGACUUCAGAGCCAGAGAAAGGCAGUGGGAGCAGGACCACAACUGGUGGUCGGCAAAGCCCCACAGGUAACAGGGACCAGCUCACUACAGGGAGCAGAGUGAGCUGCAAGUCCUCCUCUGCUCUGCCCAGCACAGCUGGGAGUGCUCAGUCUGCAGGAACUUGGAUGCCUACUGAGACCUUCCACAGCCCAGGUGCCACCAUGUGCUGUAGCAAUGGGGCUAACAAGAGCCAGAACCUUCCCCUCUGUUCUGAUGAUGCCAGAACAGAGGAUGGAAGCUGCCCCCAGCCUGAGGCCAGCAGGGAUGACAUGGUCCAGAUGCCCCCAGGGCCUGGGGCUUAUGCCAACCCUGCUCCCUCCCCACUCACCGAUGAGUUUGGUGCCAUUCCUGGCCCCAUGGCACCAUUGACCCCAGAGGAAGCUGUGUCCAGCCCCAUGUCCCUGCUGACUGUGGAGAAAGCUGGAUCUGGCCCCAUGGUACCAUUGACCCCAGAGGAGGCCAGAACCAGCCCCACAGCACAGGUGACCCCAGAGGAGGCCAGGACCAGCCCCACAGCACCGCUGACCCCAGAGGGGGCCAGGACCAGCCCCACAGCACCGCUGACCCCAGAGGGGGCCAGGACCAGCCCCACAGCACAGGUGACCCCAGAGGAGGCCAGGACCAGCCCCACAGCACCGCUGACCCCAGAGGGGGCCAGGACCAGCCCCACAGCACAGGUGACCCCAGAGGAGGCCAGGACCAGCCCCACAGCACAGGUGACCCCAGAGGAGGCCAGGACCAGCCCCACAGCACCGCUGACCCCAGAGGAGGCCAGGACCAGCUCCACAGCACUGCUGACCCCAGAGGAGGCCAGAACCAGCAUCACAGCACUGCUGACCCCAGAGGAGGCCAGGACCAGCCCCACAGCACUGCUGACCCCAGAGGAGGCCAGAACCAGCAUCACAGCACAGCUGACCCCAGAGGAGGCUGGGUCCACUCCCAUGGCACCGCUGACUCUGGGGGAGGUGCGGAUGCUGGUGGAGCUCUUCUACCUACCCUACCAUCACGGGCCACUAGCGCAGCAUCUGCUGGAGCACUUUCGGUGGCUGAGGGCAAACAGCCUCAGCGUGGGGGUCCCAGCCACAGCAUCGGAUGCCUGCGGGGGCACACAGUGGCGUGGCCGAGCCCAGUCCUUCCAGCUGCUCUGUGCCCAGACGUGCCGCCUGCACAGCCACUUUGUCAGCAGUGCCGGGCGGGCACUGCUCUACGAUCUGCACCCCUACCUCUGGGACAUCCGCAACAUGCUGCUGGCCGCCAGUGCCUUCAUCCUCUGGCUGGAUGGCCAUCUCCUCUGCGACCCUGACCCCAAGGGCACCUGGGGGAGCUGCUUUGGUUGGUGCCAAAACAUCACAGCACCGAUUCUGCUGGGCAGUGAUGCUGAGCCCUGGGCACGUCGUGGGGGCCUCUGUGGAGAGCUGCAGGCACUGCUGCCCGUGGGCAACAGCUGUGACCUCUUCUACCACCCCCCUCCACUCUUCCCAUCCAGUCAGCUGUACGUCCUGCGCCCGCUGCUGCCCCUGGACAAGGGAGAGCUUUACCGAAUGUGCCGGGAGAGUUUGGAUUGUGACCCCAAAGUGGCAGAGAUCCUUGCAUCCCACCCUGAUCUCCUUGGUGACAGGCUGCUGGGCAGCUUCCUGAGCCUGAGCCCUGAAUACACCUUUGUGCUGGAGGAUGAGGAUGGCCCCUGUGGCUACGCAGCUGGAGCACUCUGUGCUGAAGGCUUUCUGCGGCAGCGAGACAGCAGUUGGCUGCCUGCCCUGAGGCACAAGUACCCUCGAGACCUGGAUGCUGCUUCCUCAGCUCUGGGACAGGAUGUCCUGGAGGAAGCACUGCUCUUCUUCCAUGCAGAGCCACCCACCGUGCCCCUACCCGUGCUGCGGCGCUUCCCCUCCCUGGUGCAGCUGGGCACAGCUCCUCGUGUGCUGGAUGUGGGUGCUAGCCGCAGCCUGGCCAUCUGCCUGCUGAGUGCACUCAGGGCCAACGGGUCCCGGGGCGUGUUUUGCCAGGUCAGUGAUGCUGACCGGCAGCAGCUGAGCUUCUACAGCAAGCUGGGCUUCGUCGCCCUGCCAGUGGCCUGGGGCAGCUCUCCUGGUGCUCGGCUCCUGGGACGUCUUCUCUGAGCACACUGUGCUGGGUGUGGGCAUGGGAAGGCAGUGCCAUGGGACAGACUGACACUCUUCCCACACAGCAACAACCUGAGAGAGCAAGGAGCAGAGGGGCAGCUUGAGUGGGGCAGGUACAUGUAAUGGGUGCAGAACAUGGUUUGGGGUGAGCAAGAUGUCACUGGGAUGUGUGCAGAAGACUUGUCUGUGAGAGUCCUUGGGCCACAGAGUGGUAUUUCUGCCAUCUCAGAAGAGUUGGGCAUCAGGGCCUCUCCACUUCUUUCCCAACUGUUCCUGGUUGCUGAGUACCCUCCACCUUUGCCAAGGAGCCAGCAAUGUCCCUAGGCUGUCUGCCAACCACCAGAAGUGGUAUUUAGAGUGGUAGUCUUGGAGCGUGGCACAGUGUUAGCCCCGAGGGAGUGUCCCUGUCCCACAGGAUGGGCUGUCCAGCGAUGUCCAUUCCCUCUGUGGCCUUAGGCUGGUCAGCUGGUCUCAGAGCUGGCUCUCAGCACCAAGGACUGAUCCAGUACAAACACAGUAAAGCAGCCUCCAUCUCUGCUGCCUGGGGGCUGUGGGAGGUGCAAUAAAGCAUCUUCUGGGGUCUCACCAUGGUUUGUCUC